Juglans microcarpa x Juglans regia is the source of this 2266-nucleotide messenger RNA. RefSeq names its product RING finger and transmembrane domain-containing protein 2-like. The transcript has 9 exons. Gene Ontology annotation, biological process: positive regulation of ERAD pathway. Bases 652 to 2046 code for a protein of 464 amino acids. Lineage: Eukaryota; Viridiplantae; Streptophyta; Magnoliopsida; Fagales; Juglandaceae. Gene Ontology annotation, molecular function: ubiquitin protein ligase activity. The record is from RefSeq and is a predicted model, not a curated record.
UGGUUAUUUUCUCCUACCGACAAAUCAAUUCUCCACUAGUUUUGACCUGUUCCUGAAUCCGACAGCUGAUUUUCGUCGACGACAAUUGUCCGGCCGGUUACAGUUCACUAGGAGAGUAGCCCUGAUUUUAAAAUUUUUUCAAAAAGUUAUAUAAGAAAUUCCUGAUUCAUUCUGCACAUCGGUAAAUCGAAAACUAUUUAAUAUUUGGCAAAAAGCUUCUUUCUUGUCUUUUAGCUCCCCCUCUUCUUGCUCUAUAAUCUAUUCGUUAUUGAAUGAGAAAGAGAGGAAAGAAACAACCCUCAAUUCCAUCAAAGCCAGAAAGCAGAGUCAGAGGCUCUCGCCUAUAGGCCCUAACCUUCCUUCUCUCUUCCACAUUAACCCGUUUUCGACCGAUCGAAGCCCUAAUUUUGUCUUUCCGAAUUCCCAUUUCUACACGCUCAUCGGUCGGGAAGGGUGAUUUCUUAUCGAGUGUAGUAACCGAUUUUGAAGAAGCGGAAAAGAGUGGAAAUGCCAAUAAUUCCUUCAACUCAAACCUCUUUCUUCUUGGACCUAAGGUUUAGGGUUCGCUUGAUGACGACGACGAUGAUUUGAAUUUGGAGGUCCUCAACGGAGUUACGUUUUCGAAGGACUAGGGUUAGGGAAUUGGGGCGAAUGGAGGCUUCCGGAAGCAAUCUCGACACGCCGUACAGGAGAAGAUACGGGUUUCUGUCUGCUUCCAGUAUCAUUCAGGCACCACUCUCGGCGUUGUUGGAGUACAUGGGGCUUGUUCGUGGCAGCAGUACCAGGUCUAAUUACCAAGAGACCGAGGGUUUGAUUCAUGGGCGUGUCUCUUCCCUUCAUGCUCAGCUGGACCAACCUACGUCGACGAGUGCCACAAACCACGGGGAGGUCUCCAUUAGGAUAAUCGGCACAGGGGAGCACGAGCAUGAUGAUAGGGAAGCCACUGCCGCUGCCCCUGGAUUGGUUGUUGGGCAGCAGCAGGGUGGAGAGGUAGCUGCUCCUAACGAGAUGGCGAUGGCCGGCCUGGCGUCAGAGACUCAGGAAGCAGAUUCUAGGAUUGACCGUGAUGGCAUGGCAGAGGGAAUUUCCCAAUCCGUAAAUGGAACUACUGACGGAGAAGCUGUGGAUGCAAGCGCGGCUAAUGGGAGGGAUUCCUCUUAUCAGAGAUAUGAUAUUCAGCAGGCCGCUAGGUGGAUUGAGCAAGUCCUCCCCUUCUCCUUGCUUCUGUUGGUGGUCUUUAUUCGGCAGCAUUUGCAAGGUUUCUUUGUUACUAUUUGGAUUGCUGCUGUCAUGUUCAAGUCAAAUGAUAUUCUACGGAAACAGACAGCUCUCAAGGGGGAGAGGAAAACAUCUGUUCUGGUUGGUAUUUCUCUUGCAUUCGCAGUUCAUGUGGUUGGCCUUUACUGGUGGUAUCAAAAUGAUGAUCUUUUGUAUCCAUUAGUGAUGCUUCCUCCAAAAGCUAUACCAGCUUUUUGGCAUGCUAUUUUCAUCAUCAUGGUGAAUGAUGCUUUGGUUCGGCAAGCGGCAAUGGCCUUAAAGUGUUUUCUGUUGAUGCAUUACAAGAACAGCCGAGGCCGAAAUUAUCGUAAGCAGGGUCAAAUGCUUACUUUGGUUGAGUAUUUGCUGCUGCUGUACCGUGCCUUACUGCCAACGCCUGUGUGGUAUCGCUUCUUCUUGAACAAAGAAUAUGGAAGCCUCUUUUCAUCACUGAUGACAGGGUUGUAUCUUACUUUCAAGCUCACAUCCAUUGUGGAGAAGGUUCAGUCUUUCUUUGCUGCAGUAAAGGCAUUAUCACGUAAAGAGGUGCAUUAUGGGGCCCAUGCAACAUCGGAGCAGGUUAAUGCAGCAGGCGACAUGUGUGCUAUUUGCCAGGAGAAGAUGGAUGCUCCUAUCCUUCUUCGUUGUAAACACAUAUUUUGUGAAGACUGUGUAUCGGAAUGGUUUGAGAGGGAACGGACAUGCCCGUUGUGCAGGGCUUUGGUCAAACCUGCUGAUCUCAGAUCCUUUGGUGAUGGAUCAACUAGUCUUUUCUUCCAGUUGUUCUAAAUUCUUUUGCUGUAAAACAGGGAGUAUUUCUGCUUUGAAGCCCCGAAUCCUUAUUCAAAGCAACGUUCUCCCAAUAUCUUCAUCUACGUGGGUAAUGGGACUAUAAUUUUGCUCUGGGUUGCACUGGAAAGUUGAUUGACGUGUUUGGCUAGUAUUGAAUGGCAAUAUGUUCAUAUGUAUUGAGAAAGGCUGAAAUGUUGUAAUUCACCCCCCCCCCCCC